AUGGAGGAUUUUCCGGAUAAGGAAAAAUACCCAUUUAGUGUGCCUCCAAAACACGAUGAAGGUAUUAUAGCUGUGGAUGUGUCUAGUAAUGUAAUUGUAGAUUCUGUUACUGCAAUGGAGCAAACUGCAAUUUCCUCCAAUUUGAUUGGAGUCACAGAAAGCACAUGUGAAGAGGAAGAAUCUACAAAAUUGACACUGGCCUAUGAACGAUUGUAUGAAAUACCAAGAACUAUUGUUGAAAAGUUUUGCAAUUAUAUUCAGUACUUAGAUAUAAGCCACAACAAGAUCACGAACUUAGAACCUUUGGUACACUUCAAGCAUCUCACAUCAUUAAUAGCUGAUGAUAAUCCAGUCACGGAAAACAGUUUUUUGCCACCAUUACCAAGGUUACAGUUGUUAUGGUUAAAUUAUUGCAAAAUAGGCUCUUUAUAUCCCUGGGUGGGAAAAUUAAAGGAGUCUUGUCCAAAUUUGCAGUAUCUCUCUUUAAUGGGAAACCCUGCUGCACCUAGUUAUUUCAAUGGUGGUACUUUCUAUGAAUACUUGCAGUAUAGGCUUUUUAUUAUAUCCCAAUUCCAAUACCUCAAUCACUUGGAUGACAGGAAAGUAACAGAGGACCAAAGAGAGGAAUCACAGAGGCUCUAUAAACGACCCUUCCUGCAGAGAAUAGCUCGGCCUAACAAUGGGCUGUCACAUUUGAUGAACAGUUCCGUAUCUUGGAGUAAUUUACAGAGCAAACUAACUUCACUAUGGGGAAAUAAGCAAGGUAGAAACUUGUUGAUAUAA
Molecule: messenger RNA, 783 nt
Organism: Leptosia nina
Lineage: Eukaryota; Metazoa; Arthropoda; Insecta; Lepidoptera; Pieridae
Source: the annotation of a GenBank genome assembly